ACAACGUGACGCCCGAGGAGGCUAGAGAGCUGGCUCGCCCAAAGCAAGCUCCGCCCGUGCUGGGUGGUAGCAAGCAUCCGCUUCCGGUUCCAAGGCGGAAUUGGCUGUCGCUAAGGGAGGCCUACUUACCGGGCUUUGCCUGAAAUGGACAACCGGAUUCCUUAUGAUGACUACCCAGUGGUUUUCCUGCCUGCCUAUGAAAACCCUCCAGCAUGGAUUCCUCCUCAUGAGAGAGUAUACCACCCAGACUACAACAAUGAGUUGACCCAGUUUCUGCCCCGAAUUGUCACAUUGAAGAAGCCUCCUGGUGCUCAGUUGGGGUUUAACAUCCGAGGAGGAAAGGCCUCCCAGCUAGGCAUCUUCAUCUCCAAGGUGAUUCCAGACUCGGAUGCACAUCGAGCAGGACUUCAAGAAGGGGACCAAGUUCUAGCUGUGAAUGAUGUGGACUUCCAAGAUAUCGAGCACAGCAAAGCUGUGGAAAUCCUGAAGACAGCCCGAGAAAUCAGCAUGCGUGUGCGCUUCUUUCCCUACAGUAAGGCACUUUCUUUUUAUCUUUUUCUUUUUCUUCCUUAUAUGGCAGGGCUGCAGGUAAGAGAACUCUUUUAAAUACGGACGGAUGAUGGCAAGCCCAAGAAAUUGGGAAUGGGAAGUUGGGAGCUCAUCCUGAAAAUAAUGUGCUGUGUUCUUUCUUACCCCAGAUUAUCAUCGCCAAAAAGAACGGACUGUGCACUAGAGACUUGCAGCCCACAGCCCUACCUGUGGAAUCUGCCAGGACAAGCUGGGUAGACCUCUGAGAAGUUGGAGAAGUCAGGAAAUUCUAUUCUCCACACCCUCCUGGUUUAUGGAUGGGGAGGAUGGGGAGACAGCUUACCAGCUGUAUUACGUAUUAACUGUACUGUGCUAGGAGUUCCCUAGUUUGCUAGGUGAGUUUCAUUCUGGAAAGGGAGAAAGAUAGUGAUAUCUAGAUGUCUGUAGCCUGUGGAGGAAAGCCAACUAGAAAACAACUGGCAUUUAUCAGGUACCUUAGAUUGGUCACGUAUACAGCUUAUUGUUUUAUUUGUAGAAAUCAGUAGAAAAGAGAAUCAUGGGGACCUUCCAUCUGAUUUGCCUGGCCAUGCCAUCGAGUCUUUGUACCUUGGAGUCCCAUACACUUCAGAGACUCCAAGGAGACACUUCCUUCUCAUCCCCGCCCCCACCCAUAGUAAAAAACAUAAUACUGAAUAAA
Messenger RNA from Rattus norvegicus (Norway rat), 1225 nucleotides. Lineage: Eukaryota; Metazoa; Chordata; Mammalia; Rodentia; Muridae. The record is from RefSeq and is a predicted model, not a curated record.